Molecule: messenger RNA, 1584 nt
Organism: Schistocerca serialis cubense
Lineage: Eukaryota; Metazoa; Arthropoda; Insecta; Orthoptera; Acrididae
Product: sodium channel protein Nach-like
Exons: 7
Coding region: 1-1584 (527 amino acids)
Biological process (GO): sodium ion transmembrane transport
Cellular component (GO): membrane
Molecular function (GO): ligand-gated sodium channel activity
Source: RefSeq, a predicted model, not a curated record
AUGGCGGUGUCCGCCGGCUGCGCCGUGGUGUUCGUCAGCCAGGCGUGGCGCCAGUACAGGGAGAGCCCCAUCAGGACCACCGUAAGGACCACCAACUUCCCGCUCUCCGAGAUACCUUUCCCUGCCGUCACCGUCUGUCCCACCACCAAAGUGCGCCGCACUGUCGGGGAGAAGCUGCUUGCAAGCUUGCUGAACAUCACCGAGCUGAACGACACGGUGCGUGGUGAGCUGCGGCUCGUGAUGGCAAUGCUGGCCAACCACGAGUUCCCCUACAACUACCGCGUGUGGCAGUACUACAAUAGUUCCACAGACAUGAUCAGCAAGCUCAACGAUAAACUCAAUGUCACGUGGUUCAUGUUGCAGGUGAUGCCUCCACUAGAAAAGAUGCUUGGUUUGUGCGUAUGGCAAGGUGAAUUCCAAAACUGCACUUCAAUAUUCUCGCUACAACGUACCGAGGGAGGCUUCUGCUACAGCUUCAAUUCGCUCACUUCGGAGGCAUCUAGGCAUUGCCUCGCCUCGGGGCCCACCACCGGCCUCGAGCUCACCCUGUACGACACGCCGGACGCCGACAAGAUCAGCCCCGAGCAGCGCGACCACCACGGCUUCAGGGUGCUGGUGCAGAACGUGGAGCAGCCGCCGGAGUCGGCGCGCGGGCUGCUGGUGGCGCGGCGGCGCGGCCGAGUCAUGAAGCUGCUGCUGAGCGCCGCGCUCACCGACAGCCGGCGCCACCUGCUGCGGCUGGGCGCGCGCCAGCGGGGCUGUCUGUUCGACAGCGAGGCCACGCCCCUCCUGGCCACCGUCUACUCGUUCAAGACGUGCCUCAUGGACUGCCGCCUCCAGCACAUCCUACGCCAUUGCCGCUGCGUUCCUUACUACUUUAACCAUGUGGCCGGAGACCUGCGGUUCUACCGCGUGGACGACGGCGGCGCGGCAGAAGGUGGGCAGUCGGCGGGCGCGCUCAACUGCUCGUGCCUGCCCGACUGCCACGUCUACGCGUACGGCGUGGACGCGCGCUACGAGGCCAGCCCCGCCAUACGCGCCGACGCCUACAUCGACGUCUACUACUCAGAGUCUGCCGCCGUCUUCUACCUGCGGGAGCUCACGUUCGACGCGGCGCAGCUCAUCGUGUCAUUCGGAGGCGUCCUGAGCCUGUUCCUGGGGGUGAGCGUGCUGUCCCUGGCUGAGGUGCCGCACUUCGCGCUGCGGCUGGUCACGGCGCUGUACCACGGCAGCGGGUCCACCACCGCCAACGCCACCACAACGGAUCACCAGCCACAGUCCGUGUGGGCCACCACGGCACCGGGUCACCGACAUCCCACUGUCUCUGACCAUCCCUGGAGCACAGUGUCAAGGCCUAAGCUACGCGUACUGCGCGACACGGCGAGCAUCGCUGGCAGCAGCCACCGCCUCCGGACACGCAAAGGCACGAAAUGGCUCGGGCGAAAGUCCCCGCAAUUGCCGCUCUUCAGGGGCGCUCUGCGGCUCAAGAGCGGGAAAAUUGCGGCAGUUGCCGCUCCACAGGAACACUCCGACACUGAAAUGGCGCUGGCGCAGUGGAGGGCGAGCGUCGCAGCCCGGUGGUGA